Molecule: messenger RNA, 1410 nt
Organism: Psilocybe cubensis
Lineage: Eukaryota; Fungi; Basidiomycota; Agaricomycetes; Agaricales; Agrocybaceae
Exons: 2
Coding region: 1-1410 (469 amino acids)
Source: RefSeq, a predicted model, not a curated record
AUGUCCCAGCAAACCCACAUUGAUUGGGCCCAAGGGUCCGCGUUUGUCCAGAAGGGCACCAUAUACGUGUCCCCCAACUGCAAGCGUGUCGUCAUCAUCCCACCCGCUGAGGUCGACGUCACCAACCCCUUCGAACAAAAGGCGACACGAGCAGAACCUCGGCGACGAGACCUGGAUUUAGAGGGCGUCAAACAGCCAAUUUUGCGCAAUAAACCGCACAAGUCUCCGGCCACGUAUGAAAUGGAGUGGCACAGCGUAAAAGAAUGGCGCCAAUUGGAUGAAAACAUCACCCUUCUGUGUGAAAAGAUCCGCUUAUGGUGUCGCGUUCCUGGAACCCCACCUCCUAGCCCCAAAAGCUUCGGUUAUGAUCUCAGGUAUAGCUGUGAAGCAGACGCGCAAAGGAGCUUUGAGGCCACCCGAAACGCGUUUAUCCUGUGGAUGGGCUACCUGUCGUAUCUCGUCGCCCAAAGUCGUCGCGAGAUCUAUUCAAAGCACAUCAAGCACGAUCCCAAAAGCCCCGUCCCUGCAUGGCAUGAACGCCUCCGCGCUGAGCAUCCUGACAUCUCAGAAGUAUGGCUGGAUGGCUUGUAUCAUUCCAACGUAUUUUCGUUUAACGCCAGAACCCCUCGUGUCGGCAUGGUCUACGAGUUGAGCAGCACCCACGCGACACGCCCUCCCAUCGAAUGGCUUCUGGAACACCAUGUUCCAGUCUAUUAUCCGUGGCGGAUGCGGGAAGAGGAAAUCUUCCUCACCCACAAAAUACUCAAUCUCGAGCUUCGCCCCCCGCGCGACUUGUUGGCGGCAACACUUACCGACCUGUUCAAGUCUAUGGACGUGUCUCUCGCAGCCGCCUUUGCGCGCAAAUUUUUUAAUAAAUCUCAUUCGACGGAGGGCCUCACGAUGAAGUCGCUGGGAGAUGAGUACUCCACUACUUUGGUGUAUUCUAUCCUCAGUAACGAUUUCGCCCACAACUCAGAGGCAUUGGAUCAGCACAUGUCCCAGCCAUAUGAAGAAUUGGAAAAAAAGCUCCAAAAGAGAGACGAGGAACAGCGUCAGCUCGCCAUUGACAGCGCCAACCUGCCUACGCUGCGCAUGAUCGAACUGGCGAAUGAAAACCACAAGCUGCUGACCUCUGUGCACGAUGACUGGGACGCUUACUGGGCUGCAAGGGUGGAAGAACGGCGACGGAUUCUGGCCAAAGAGACGCCAGAAGCUAGACAGGCUCGCCUGAACCGAGAGAACAACCCAUCGGUGGUACGUAGCAAAGUAUUUGUCUGGAAAACGCUGGUGUCCACAGAGGGAGCCAGCGUUUACAUGCGCGAACACAUCGCAACGUCACGAAACAGCAUCGAGGAGGCCAAACUUCGCCCACACCGCAAGGUCUACAACGGUGUUAGGGCAACACUAUAA